AUGACGCGCUCUUCCGUGGCCGACCACAGCAAGCCGACGGCGUUCGACGAGCUCACCAAGAAGCUGCCCGUGAAGCCGUUUCCGGGCCUCUUGAAGCUCAGGCCUCUCGGCAUCACGUCUGGCGGGCCCAACCAGCUGUGGAUCCAGCACCCCACGGACACCACGACGCUCAUCGUGGACCUCACGAAGCCCGGCGGGUCCUUCACGACCUCCAAGGACCAGACCAUCCUGACGCAGCGCUACACCAAUGUCUACGGCAUCCUCGGCUCUCUCCCGCUCACCGGCGGGUGCGCCCUGGCGGUGGUCACGGAGGCCGAGGAGGUCGCCGCGGUCGGCAAGCACAUCGUGAUGAAGGUCACGGAGGUCGAGAUCCUCGUGCAGCGCAACGGCCUCCUGGGCGACGACGCUGCGUUCCUCAAGCUGUUCGAGCAGGCUACGGACCCGAAGCGCGAGGGCCGGAACCUCUACUUCAGCUGGACGUACGACCUCACCGCGAGCGUGCAGGUGCAGGUCGGGCGCGCCCUGAAGCGCACCUCGGCCAACACCACCGCCGCUGCGCCGCAGAACCUCUGGGAGCACGCAGACCCGCAGUACUGCUGGAACAAGGCCAUGAACAAGGACAUCGCGGCCUGCAUCCCGGAGUUCGCGCUGCCGGUCAUCCAGGGCUUCGUCGGGCAGACGCGCCAGGCUGUUGACACGGGUCCGACACUGGCGCAGGCAACCGUCACGCUCAUCGCGAGGAGGUCGACGAACCGCGUGGGCACGCGGCACUGGCGGCGCGGGGCGGACUCGAGCGGCCACGUCGCGAACUUCGUCGAGUCGGAGCAGAUCCUCGAGAUUGACGGCAACGUGCGCUGCGUGCACUGCGUGGUGCAGAUCCGCGGCUCGAUCCCGCUGCUGUGGUCGCACGUCCCGAACAUCAAGUACAAGCCGAAGCUGGAGAUCGGCGACGAGGACGACUGCAGCGAGGCGACGGAGAAGCACUUCCAGAUGCUGGUGAACAAGUACAAGGGGGUGGUGGCCAUCAACCUGACGGGGUCCAAGCCCGGGUCCUCCGAGGGCAAGCUCACGAAGGGCUUCCGCCAGGCGAUGGAGCUGCUGCCGGAGGACGUCGCGAGCGGCGUGCACCUCAUCGAGUUCGAUUUCCACAAGCAGUGCGGCGCGAAGAACUACCACGUGCUGCAGAACCUGUGGAACGAGCAGCUCAAGGAGCUGUACGACGCGACCGGCGCGCUGUACUACGACGCGGGCGUCGGCGCGGAGUCUCUGGCGACGCAGGUGGGGGUGUUCCGCACAAACUGCGUCGACUGCCUCGACCGCACCAACGUCGUGCAGUCGAUGAUCGCCGAGAAGGCGAUCGAGGACAUCCUGCAGCGCAUGCGGCUGCUGCGCGUCCAAGCGAACCUCCCCGAGCUCAUGCCGGACCUGCACAUCAACGCGAUGUACGGCUGCUACAACGUCGUGCACCACGCGCACAACGCCGAGGCGCGCCUCGAAGACGAGCACCCGAAGCUCUACCGCAAGCUGCGCUGCCUCUGGGCCGACCACGGGGACGCGAUCUCGACGCAGUACGCGGGGACGGGCGCGCUGAAGUCCGGGUUCGUGCGGACGGGGAAGCGGACGCUGAUGGGCUUUGCGGACGACGGGUACAAGUCGCUGAAACGGUACUACCUGAACAACUUCGCGGACGGAACGAAGCAGGAUGCGCUCGACCUCUUCUCCGGCAGGUUCCGCCUGGUCAACGGCAGGCGCUUCCCGGACAAGCAGAAGGGCUCGCCGACGCCGCUGCUCCUCGUGGCGGGCGCCGCGGUCGCGUAUGCAGUCGCUCGCGCGUGCCUUGCGGCGCGCUUGCCGGUCGACAGCCUCAGGCUGCCGUCGGUCGAGGACCUCGUGUUCGUCGCCAAGCACGUCCUCGUGCCGCUCGGCGUCGCGUUCGCGACCCUCAAGGUCGUAGCCAAGCGCGGAAAGAAGCUCGUCGACCGCCCGUGCCUGUGCCCGGAGGACGUGCAGCCCUGGGUCGACGAGGCUCCCGCCGAGGCCAAGAAGAGCAAGUGA
This is a messenger RNA of Pedinophyceae sp. YPF-701, 2055 nucleotides long. The record is from the annotation of a GenBank genome assembly. NCBI's taxonomy places the organism in Eukaryota, Viridiplantae, Chlorophyta, Pedinophyceae.